Molecule: messenger RNA, 765 nt
Organism: Ananas comosus (pineapple)
Lineage: Eukaryota; Viridiplantae; Streptophyta; Magnoliopsida; Poales; Bromeliaceae
Product: translation initiation factor IF-2-like
Exons: 3
Coding region: 69-626 (185 amino acids)
Source: RefSeq, a predicted model, not a curated record
CCAAUAUACCCGUUGUUGCAUUCUAGAAAUUUUCCUCUCAAAUCUCAAUCCCGUCCAAAUUAAGCAAGAUGCUUGCGGCGGCGGCCCAACCACACCCCCUCUUCUCCCUCCUCCUCCUCCUCCCGCACGUCUCCCUUCUGCGCCUUCCCCCGCCGCGCCCCCUCGUCGCCGCCGCCGCCGCGAAGAUCCGCUCCCACCACCACCACCACUAUCGGCGGCGGCGGCGGCGAAUCGCUCCCCCUCGCGAUCACUCAACUGCCGACGACGAGACCGCGCUCGACGAGGAGGACUUCGCGCCCGGCCCCGCCACAGCGCCCGCCGAGGCCGAGGCCGAGGGGGUGGAGACGGGCGGGGGUUUGAAGGGGUCGGACGUCCUGCGAGCGCUGCAGAGGGCCGUCGCCGCGAAGGAGGCGUCCCCUUGCAGGGGGGAAGAAGAAGCAGCGGCAAGCAGAGCGAGAGCAAGACCGAUUUGGCGGCGGCGAGCUCGGGAGCGUCCGGCCCGUCGAGAUUCGGAGCGAUUGGGCCGACAGGAUCCCGGAAUUGGAGAGGCGAGUGGAAGAACUGCAGGAGCAGCAAUAUUAUCUCUAGCCCCCCCGUUGGCUGGAUCUCCUUUAUAUCAUCGGUAGAUGGUGGAGAGCUGAGGAAGAGUAAAUUUAUCUAAACCAGUUGAAGUAGCGAGGUUUUGAGCCGGAAUAUGAAUCAAAUCUUGCGCCAAUCUGCCGAAAAUGGUAAAAUUUGCAGAACCGAUAUCAUCUUCAACAAUGG